AUGCCCACUCGUAUCGUCAUCAUAGGAGGAGGCGCAGCUGGUAUCAACACGGCGCAGACGCUCGCCAAGAAGCUCGAACCUUCCGAUGAAACAGAUGUCGUUCUCCUGGAGAAAAGCUCCUACUUCUACCAUGUCGUGGGCGCCCCGCGAGCUUUCGUGGACGCCAAGUACGCGAGCAAAAUGUUCAUUCCAUACAAAAAUGCUAUUCCUAGUCACGCCGUUAAGUUCGUGCGGAUCAUCCGUGGAGUGGCUAGAGGCCUGUCGGUUCACCCGAACGAGGUGUUGUACCACGCUAUUGACAGCGAUGAUAGGGAGGGAACUGUCACGGCGAAACUAGAGUUCGACUACCUCGUGCUGGCAACGGGGAGCACCUAUUCCGUGCCGAUGAGACCUGAGAUCCAGGACUUCGCUCGCUCGGUCGUCGAAGCCAAGCUGCUAGAAGUCCGUGGUCACAUCGAGAGAGCUGAACAGAUUGUGGUUGUUGGGGGAGGUGCCGUGGGCUGUGAAGUGGCAGGUGAAAUCAAGUCCAAGUGGCCAGACAAGUCCGUCACGAUCGUUGAAGCGAACGAGAGACUCGUCUCGGGCAACAACCUCAAUGCAAAGUUCCAUCUCAAGCUCAACAGCUCGUUGAGUAAACUUGGUGUGAAGGUGAUUCGAGGAGAGCGCUUGACAGAACGACUCUGUGGCAACGUCUUUGAAAAACGCGUGGUGCGUACUGAUAAAGGCACAAAUAUUGAAGCGGAUAUCCAGCUUCUUUGCGGUGGGUUUACUCCCGUUGUCAGUCUGGUCCAGGAGCUGGAUGCGUCUCUGAUCACGCAGCGUGGAGCUGUCAAGGUGAACAGUCACUUGCAGGUGGAAGGUGAGGGAUAUGCCCAUCUUUUUGCACUAGGCGAUAUGUGUAGUCACCCUGCACCAAAGAUGGCUUAUAUCGCUGGAGAACAGGGUAAGUUUCUGGCUGGUGAGCUGGCUGCAGUGAUCCACAAGAAGCAGCAAGGAUUUCCAAAUCCUUUCGAGGUGCCAGCGGUAGCCGCGACGAUCUUGCCGUUGGGCCCAUCAGGAGGUGUAUCGCAAUUGCCGGUGUGGGGUGGUGUUGUUGUCGGCGACUGGAUCACGUGGUUGCUGAAGUCAAGAGACUACUUUGCCGGCCGCAUCUGGGCCAGUAUAGGCGCGACAGUCCCAAACUGA
Molecule: messenger RNA, 1185 nt
Organism: Peronospora matthiolae
Lineage: Eukaryota; Oomycota; Peronosporomycetes; Peronosporales; Peronosporaceae
Source: the annotation of a GenBank genome assembly